AUGGCAGGACAUACAGUGGUACAGAGGGCAUUGCCCAAUAUAGCGUCAGGAUCGUUUGCGCAAUCAGCAUCGAAGACCUCGAGUCAUACUUCCAAAACUUCAUAUUCUGCUGUAGUGACACCACCUUCUUCUGAUGGGAACCCAAACGUUUGGAGGGCAAAUCACUUACCAGAUGGAUUAAUUUAUAUCAUCGUUGGUGGGACUGCUGCUGCCAUAUUUGCAUUCAUAAUACUCUGGUAUGCUGUUGCAAGAUAUAUGUCCCGUAGAGUCGCUAAAAAGACGAUGUAUGAGACUAAUAUUCAAUGGAGAGAUACCCCCAGUAGUGGACUUUACGAUCAUGGCGAUGAAAAAGAAUUAUACCAGUCGUUAGUGGACCAUUCUGAUAAAAAUGAUGCAAGACCAAAGAAAUCUUUAAUUGGCCUUCUGGGUGGUGGUAACGGCCUUGGAUCUUCUACUUCUUACGACACUGUAGCAGAUGCAGAUAUGGAUGAUGAUCUAAUAGGAGGAGGAUAUCAAGAGAGGUUUAAUCCUGUGCAAGAUUUCGUACCGAGCCAUUUCCCACGGUCUUCAUUGUUUAUUUCACCAACGCUGGAGGUCGCUCAACAAAAUCAGCAAUCCAAGAGUGUGGGACGUACGAAUCAUUUCCAGAAUUUAUCGGUAACGUCAUUACCAUCAGCUUCUGAGAGUUCGAGUAACCUCUUGGACAGACCCGAAAGGACAGCAUCGCCUGAAAGAAAACCAAAGGCCUACGGCAGAUACCAUCAAAGAAAUAGGUCGUCGGUUGGAGUCUCGGAUCAUUCCCACUCCCGUUCUCACUCUCGUUCUAAAUCAGCCUCCAGUUUUGAAAUGCCAAAUGUUAAUAACAAUAACAAGAAACAUGGCACUACACCUUCAAGAUUCCUCAAUAAUUUACUGGAAGGUAACGACGACGGGACCACAUAG
Zygosaccharomyces rouxii is the source of this 942-nucleotide messenger RNA. RefSeq lists its product as uncharacterized. Gene Ontology annotation, cellular component: fungal-type vacuole; cellular bud neck. Lineage: Eukaryota; Fungi; Ascomycota; Saccharomycetes; Saccharomycetales; Saccharomycetaceae. The transcript has a single exon. Bases 1 to 942 code for a protein of 313 amino acids. The record is from RefSeq and is a predicted model, not a curated record.